Gallus gallus (chicken) is the source of this 4004-nucleotide messenger RNA. RefSeq lists its product as uncharacterized. Gene Ontology annotation, biological process: DNA integration. Bases 2353 to 3045 code for a protein of 230 amino acids. Gene Ontology annotation, molecular function: nucleic acid binding. The record is from RefSeq and is a predicted model, not a curated record. The transcript has a single exon. NCBI's taxonomy places the organism in Eukaryota, Metazoa, Chordata, Aves, Galliformes, Phasianidae.
CUUCCAUCUCAUCCAUCUCCCAAAUAACAGAAAGACUAGAUAAAGUGGAUAAGAGGAUGGAUAAAAUGGGUAAGAAACAGGAUGGCAUACUGGAGGAAUUGUCCCUAGUGAUUAAUCGUGAUGAACCCGUGGCAGUAUGAGAAACACCUGAUGAAGACCAGGAUGAUCAAAAGAAUCUGUUAAAGGAUCUGAUCAAACUGAUAAAAGUCUCAGCUAUCAAAGGCAAACGCCUCCCUGCUUGAGCAAAUGACAUUAGUAGAUCUAUGUCGCGUGCUGCCCUGUGGAGCUACUUACAUGAGCAUGAAGAGAACAUGAAGAAGUGACAUGACCAACCCACUCCUGCACUACAAGCACAGGUGGGAGAAUUACAAAACAAAUCAACCACAACUGAAAUUGCUCCCGUUACUGCAGGUAACCAAUAGAGGGGCCCUGCCCUCAGUCAGGGGGGGAAAGGGAUAACAGUGUGUAUGAGACUGUGCGGAUUUAAUGGCCUGGCACGACACAACCACAGGAUUAUAAGGCACUGGUGGACACCAGUGCCCAGUACACUCUAAUGCUCUCGAGUUAUAAGGGGAUAGAAUUGAUUUUUAUUUCUGGAGUGACUGGGGGCUCUCAGGAAUUGUCUGUGUUGGAGGCAGAAAUAAGCCUCACCGGUAAAGGCUGGCAGAUACAUAUUAUCUCAGAUGGGGGCAUUUCAAGGGUCCCAAGGGAUACCAAUGGGCUUUUGGAAUAGCUGCUGUAGAUACAGACAACAUUAAGCAGCUGUCUGUCUUGUCUGGCCUGUCAGAAGACCCAUCUGUUGUGGGGCUACUAGAGGUAAAAGAUGAGCAGGUACCAAUUGCUACAAAAAUGGUACACAGAUGGCAGUACCACACCAACAGGGAUUCCUUGCUCCCCAUUCAUAUGCUGAUUCGUCAGCUAGAGAGGCAGAGUGAUCAGAAACUCACUCACCUUUUAACAGCCCCAUAUGGCCGGUGCAUAAAGCCAGUGGAGAAUAGAAGCUGACAGUAGACUACCAUGGCCUGAAUGAAGUCACACCCCCACUGCUACUGAGCACCACUAUGCCAGAUAUGUUAGAACUCCAGUACAAAUUGGAGUCGAAAGCAGCCAAAUGGUAUGCCACCACUGACAUUGCCAAUGCAUUCUUUUCCAUUCCUUUAGCCACAGAAUGCAGUCCACAGCUUGCUUUUACAUGGAGGGGUGUUCAGUACACCUGGAACCAUUUGCCCCAGGGGUGGAAACACAGCCCAGCCAUUUGCCGUGGGUUGAUCCAAACCACAUUGAAACAGGGCAGUGCUCCCGAGCACCUGCAAUACAUUGAUGACACUGUGGUGUGGGGCAAUACAGCAGAGGAAGUUUUUAAGAAAGGAGAGCAAAUAAUCCAAAUUCUUCUGUGUGCUGGUUUAGCUAUUAAGUGAAACAAAGUGAAAGGACCUGCCCAAGAAAUUCAGUUACUAGGAGUAAAAUGGCAAGAUGGGUGUCAUCACAUCCCAGGAGAUGUGAUCAACAAAAUCACUACUAUGUCUCCACCCACUAGCAAGAGACACAGUGUGGGUGCAGUGGGCUUUUGGAGAAUGCACAUCCCAAACUACAGCCUCAUAAUAAGCACCCUCUAUCAGGUGACAUGAAAGAAGAACAAUUACUGCUGAAGAGCAGCAGGCUUUUGAGAAGAUUAAACAAGAGAUAGUACGUGCCGUGGCACUGGGGCCAGUAUGGAUGGGACAGGAUGUAAAGAACAUCCUCUACACUGCUGCUGGAGAGAAAGGUCCCACUUGGAGCCUGUGGCAAAGAGCUUCAGGAGAGACCCAAGGCCAACCCCUGGGAUUCUGGAGUCGAGCGUACAGAGGGUCUGUACAGUGCUACACUCCAACUAAGCCACAUAUGAGGGGGUUCAGGCUGCUUCUGAAGUAGUCGGUACUGAAAAGCAGCACCUUCUAGCAUCUUGACUGCCAGUGCUGAACUGGAUGUUCAGAGGAAAGGUUCCCUCCACCCAUCAUGCUACUGAUGCCACUUGGAGCAAGUGGAUUGUAUUGAUUAUGCAGCGAGCUCAGAUGGGGAACCUCAGCCGCCCAGGAAUCCUAGAGGUGAUCAUGGACUGGCCUGAAGGCAAAAAGUUUGGAACAUCACCAGCAGAAGAAGUAUUGCGUGCUAAAGAGGCCCCACCAUACAAUGAACUACCAGAAGAUGAAAAGAAAUAUGCCCUGUUCACAGAUGGAUCACAUUGUAUUAUGGGGAAGUAUCGCAGAUGGAAAGCUGCUGUGUGGAGCCCCACACGACAAGUUGCAGAGGCCACCAAAGAUAAAGGAGAAUCAAGCUAAUUUGCAGAGGUAAAGGCUGUCCAGCUGGCCUUAGAUGUUGCUGAACAGGAGAGCAAAACAGCUGGCAAAGAAGGUUAAACCUAUUUGGGCUGCUGAACUGUGGAAAGACAUUGCUGCCCAAAUAAAGAAUAUGGUUAUAAAGGAGCGUCAUGUAGAUGCUCAUGUGCCCAAGAGUAGGGCUACCGAAGAACAGCAAAAUAACCAUCAGGUAGAUCGAGCUGCCAAAACCAAGGUGGCUCAGAUAGAUUUGGACUUGCAAAACAAGUGUGAAUUAUUUCUGGCUCGGUGGGCCCAUGAGACUUCAGGUCGUCAAGGAAGAGACACAACAUAUAAGUGGGCUAGAGACCGAGGGGUGGACUUAACUAUGGACACUAUUGCACAAGUUAUUCAUGACUGUGACACAUGCGCCACAAUUAAACAAGCCAAGAGAAUGAGACCUCUCUGGGGGGAAGGACAAUGGCAAGAGUAUAAAUAUGGAGAGGCAUGGCAGGUUGAUUAUAUCACCUUGCCACGAUCUCACAAUGGUAAGCGUUAUGUGCUUACCAUGGUGGAGGCAACCACUGGGUGGCUUGAAACAUACGCAGUACCCCAUGCUACUGCCCAAAACACCAUAUUAGGUCUGGAGAAGCAAAUCCUGUGGCGACAUGGUACCCCAGACAGAAUUGAGUCAGAUAAUGGGACUCAUUUCAAAAAUUCACUUGUGGAUAUUUGGACCAAAGAUCAUUGAGUGGCCAUUGACCAUCCACUCAAAGGCCAUUGAGUGGAUUUAUCAUAUCCCCUACAAUGCGCCAGCUUCUGGUAAUACCAAACGUUACAGCGGGUUGUUAAAAACCAUGUUGAAAGCAAUGGGUGGCGGAACAUUGAAGCACUGGGGGAAACAUUUGACAGAAGCCACCUGGUUGGUCAACACUAAAGGAUCGGCCAAUUGAGAUGGUCCUACACAGUCCAGCUCCCUACAUACUGUAGAGGGAGACAUGGUCCUUGUGGUAAAUGUAAAGAGCGUGCUGGGAAAAGCAGUUUGGGUCCUUUCAGUUUCUGGGAGGGGCAAACCCCUCCAUGGAACUGUUUUUUACACAGGGACCUCCGUCCGCCUGUGGUGGAUGAGGUGGGUGAUAUAGAAAAAUGGGGACAUCCAGUGUGUACUACAAGGAAAUCUGAUGCUGAGGGAGUGCAGUCAGUUAUUCCAUGUAUACAUAUAUAUAUAUAUAUAUGCGUAUGUAAUACAUGUUAAUUACUGUUUUGUUUGUAUAUAGAUAUAUGUUAAGCAUGAUGUAGUGAUGUGGAAUAAAGAGUGGAAUGUUGUGGUUUGGGGAUUUUUGUUGUCAGUAUUCCACAUCAGAGCAUCAUGUAAAACAGUGGGAGUUAAAGAGUUUAUGUUCUGGUUCUGUGGACUGCCUUUUUUGGGCAUUUUGGGUUCUCAGAGGGGAGGGGAGGGAAGGAGCCGCAUUUGUGGAGGACCUGGCACGCAGAGUAAGAAAGGUGGAGCUGCGGGCGGGACAGGGGUCACUCGCUCUGUCUCUGGGUUUGUCACUGAGGAAAGCACGUGCUUCCCUGCAGUCUACUAGUGUAAGGCCUCAAAUUUUGGAUACUCUUUUCUCUCUUAUUUUGUUUGAUUUUGUUGGAUUUAGUAAAGUACCGUUCCUCCUCAGAGCGUUGCCGUUGUUUUUUUUGUUUGUUUUUGUUGUU